GUGCUCCGAGCGACGAGAUGUGGCUACAUCUCUAUACAUCUCUAUACAUCUCUAUACAUCUGUGUUGGCGUGGCUGCUUUCAUCCUGAUGAGCAUGGCUGGCUACUGCUGCAUGAAGUGCAUAUUGUGCUGUAAUAACAGACUACAGUACAAUGUGAACAAUCCUGAAGGGACUGGGGGUGCCAGCGCUCCACCUGAGGAAGCAGGCAGAGCACCAGUAGAUCAACAGCAGAGAGGGCCAAUCAUUGCCAUGAUUAUACUCUGCCCUGCCACGGUGAAAUGCUUUACCGGAAGUGUUCCGUCCUCCAUACUAUGCAACAUUGCAACAAGUAGCCACAACUGGGUGUCCUGGGCCAUCUCACAUCUGAAGGUCAUGUUAAGUUUCUGGAUCAUAGGUAUGGUCGGGUGAAAGUCUUUCCAAACCAGGGCUCAGAGGGGAACUAAUCCAUCUGCAUCGAUGAGCUUCAAAACUCUGACCUGGGGUGUUAUCCCUGUAAGCAGGGACAUAACUGACUUCAAGUGGAGCUAGUUGCUGAAAGAGAUAAGAUGAUUUCUGUUUGAUAGCAGCAGCCUGUGCAGAAACAUUUGACCUCCUUCCUUUCCUUGGUCACAAACCUCAUGGGCCAAACACACGAGAGAGGACAAAUGAGUUUCCUGUGAAAUGCAUCUUUAUAAAACCACAACUUAUCAUGUAGGCGCUCUGAGCGAAGAGAUGAGGCUACUGAUAUACAUCUGUGUUGGCGUGGCAUUUUAGUGUUCCAGGUGGUCAAGGUUAAGCUAAUUUAAACACAAAAGCAAAAUCAAUAAAGAAAAAUGAAAUAACUAAAAGAUAGAUGAAGCACCUUAUGCUACAGCACUGCAAAGGGGUUGUUAGAGACACAGUGAACCUGCAGUUUCUCGCUUUGCCUGAACAUUUCCAUUGACCUUCACAUGUUUCUUUACCCUUUUUUCAGAACCGUAAACAGGAAGUGGUCUGGAGGUGAGAGCCAUUUCAGGCUUUGUUCUCGCAAACAUCUACAUUUUUAUUGUGUAAAAUAUAUUUAUUAUUAUAUUUAUAUUUAUUUAUUUAUUGAUCUGAAUUUAAUGUUUGACAUGAUCGCCAUACAGUUUGAGAAAAACCUGUUGUGUCAAACAUUUAGGCUGUUGUUCAGGUGAAACUGAAAGACGCCGAAGCACUUCCGUAGAUAACUAAAUGCACUGUGAUGGUCUUGUGGUUUUGUCCCAUAAUGCUUUGAGAGAGGGGUUAGCAUACAGCAUUACCACAGUGUUGCUCACACUGUACAAGGAGCUGACGAUGAAUGCUGACAAGUGGAUUUUCCUUUUAGCCCUGUGCUUUAUUUGUGUCUCUUCAAAUGAAGAGCCGUACUUGGACAACGCUUGUGAGCAGAAUUUGGAUGGUUGUAAUGAGAUGCACACACUCAGCGCUUCACUUGGCUCCUCUGUGCUCCUCCCAUGCAACUUUACAACAAGAAACCUCAACUGGGUGUCCUGGGCCCACACUAAUAGGGUGGACGUGGUCCAUCUCACAUCUGACGGUCGUAUUAAGUUCAUGGACCACAGGUACGGUCGGGUGAAAGCCUUUCCAAACCAGGGCUCAGAGGGGAACUACUCCAUCGGCAUCGAUGAUCUUCAAAACUCUGACCUGGGGUGUUAUUGCUGUAAGCAGGGACAUGUCUGUCUUCAAGUGGAGUUGGUUGCUGAAAGUAACCCCGAAGAAGGUGCUCCGAUCGACUUGAUGUGGCUACUGAUAUACAUAUGUGUUGGCGUGGCUGCUUUCAUCCUGCUGAGCAUGGCUGGCUACUGCUGCAUGAAGUGCAUAUGUGAGUACUCGCCCAGUCUGGCACUCUCAAAAGAAAAGUGUGUGGUUUGCUACUUCAUUUCAUGGAUAGAUGGAUUGGUUGGUUAUUUAAAAAAACUUUUUAUUUCAGUGUGCUGUAAUAACAGACUACAGUACAAUGUGAACAAUCCUGAAGAGACUGGGGGUGCCAGCGCUCCACCUGAGGAAGCAGGCAGAGCACCAGUAGAUCAACAGCAGAGAGGAGCGGGCAAUGAUGAUCUUGUUUAUGAAAAUGAUGACCAAGACCCCAGAUCCAACCAGCAGGAUGAUGCCACCAGAAACUAUUGCAAUCCAUUAGACGAAGUUCAGCCUGAUCCGGACCCAACUCAACCCACUCAAAGCUCCAGUGGGAUUUAUCCAAACUUGCACCAGUUUGAGAGGACAGAAAGUCGGAGAACAAAACAGAGUUUUCAUAUAGAACUCUUCAGCAGAUUACGGCAAGCAAGUCUCAGUCGGCAUUAUUAUGUUAACCAAGGGGAACUCAGAAAGCAACAAGCCGCGUCAACUCAGACGGAUAAUCCUCGCAGAGCAGGUUUGGGGAAGAAGAUGAAGAAGAAGAAAGUCAAAGAAAAUGGUGAAUACAAAAACCCGAUUUACAACCGGAGCACGGACCACCUCAACCGCCUGUAGAGAACCACGGAGGGUUUAAACAGCUGUUGAGAUAUUCUUUCAGUAUCAACAUCCUAUCCAAUGAUAGUUAUUGAUUAUUCAUUUACAUUUUAAACAUGAUGCAUGUCUUAUUGUAUUUGUUUGUUGUGUAACUGGACUGUAUUUCCAGUACAUCUAUUAGACAAUGAGUGAUUUCUGUUUGGUAAAGUUCAUCAAAUAAAGAUCUUCAAAUCAA
Molecule: messenger RNA, 2680 nt
Organism: Sebastes umbrosus (honeycomb rockfish)
Lineage: Eukaryota; Metazoa; Chordata; Actinopteri; Perciformes; Sebastidae
Exons: 14
Coding region: 1192-2466 (424 amino acids)
Source: RefSeq, a predicted model, not a curated record